Funneliformis geosporum is the source of this 1443-nucleotide messenger RNA. The record is from the annotation of a GenBank genome assembly. NCBI's taxonomy places the organism in Eukaryota, Fungi, Glomeromycota, Glomeromycetes, Glomerales, Glomeraceae.
AUGGACAAGAGCUCUGAAAACAAAACAUAUACAGACGAAGCUAAAAAGAAGGCUUUAAUGUAUCUUGAAAAAUUUGUGCGUGAAGAUGAUUCUGCAAAAUAUGUUAUCGAUCCAAAAAACGUUCUUUGCAGGACAAAAGAUGAUGCCGUCAAAGUUAGUUGUGUAAAAUUGAAUGAAUUGGAUGAAAAAGAAAUCUUUGCUCAUAUGCAAAAUCUUGGUUUUUAUUGUGCUUUAUCUCAGGAUCCAAAUCAAUUUGGAAUUGAAUACACUGAUUUUUACCAAAUUAUAAAUGCCAAACAUCAAACAAUUUUACAUACUGCCUUUUUGAAACUGAUUGAUAAAAUCUUGGAACAAGUUCCACCAAACAGCAAUUUUCAAAAUUGGGAUGUCUAUUCAGGGACGGCCGGAUUAUCACUCCUUUUCAUGAAAAUUCAUGAAUGUGACCCAGGAGUGAUGUUUGGCUCAAAGAGUGCACUGACCAUCGCAGAUGAGUACAUCGACACCGCUCUUUCAACACACAUGAAACUUCAUAAUACACCUAGCGAAGCCGGUUUGCCUGGUUUGAUUGAACAAGAGUGCGGUUUUCUUACUACCGCUGUUGGAUUAUACACAGUAGCGGCUCACGUUAAACAUCAUACCGGUGACCAUGAAUCUUCACAUAGAUAUCUCAACUUGAUACAAUCGCAUUUCUCCAAGUCAGCACUUUCAAUUAAAACACCGAGCGAAUUACUUUAUGGUCGUGCCGGGUAUUUAUAUGCCGAGCGUCUUAUGUCCGGUUUAAUUGACCCGAAAAAGGAACCACCGACAUCGCAAAUCGUGUCUAGCGUGAUUGAAAGUAUCAUCGAAGACGGGAAAAGAACGGCGAUAAACCGUAAUGCAACAGAUUAUACUCCAUUAUUUUGGACAUGGCAAGAUUUACCUUACGUUGGGGCCGCUCAUGGUUUCGCAGGAAUACUAACAAUGUUAUUACAAUUCCCGGAGCAAUGUCAAGAACACUUGGGUUUGAUUAAAAAUACAACCGACUUUAUCUUGUUCAAGAGUCGUCAAGAAGAUGGAAAUUGGCCUUAUAUCCUGUUUGAACCCAAUAACAAUUUGGUUCAAUUCUGUCAUGGAGCUCCUGGAAUUUUUUUCUUGGCUUGUUAUGUAUAUUUACAUGGAAAAACUCGUAAAGGAGUAGGAUUAUGCCAUGGAGUCGCCGGAAAUGCAUAUCCAUUUUUGUCGGUAUAUAUACUUACCAAAGAUCACAAAUAUUUACGAAAUGCUUUGGAAUAUGCUGAAAUCUGUGCUCAAUGGGAGGAAAAAACCGAACAAGGAGAAUUUAGUAAUACCGAUAAACCUUGGUCCGUUUUUGAAGGCAUUGGCGGAGCAAUUUGGCUCAUAUCCGACUUAUUAUAUUGGGAUCAGGAAAUUUUCAAAGGUUUUCCAGGAUUGACCGAUAUUUAA